AUGCAUAAGCAGGGUGGUGAUGAUGGAGACGCAAUAACCAAGGUAGAUACCGGCCGGGAUGAAGCGCUUGUCAAGCGAUUUUCUGCGGCUGGAGACUACGAAGACGAAGAUUAUCAUCAAUGGGAAGGGGAUGUAAGGAAGAAACAAGUGUUUCACGGAACUAUGCUGCUUUGGGUUGCUUACCAGGCUACCGGAGUUAUAUAUGGCGACAUCGGCACCUCCCCUCUCUACGUUUUCAGCUCCACUUUCGCUUCAGAGCCAUCUUGGGAUGACCUUGUUGGCGCACUUUCCCUUAUCAUAUGGUCGCUCACUAUCAUUGUUACAAUUAAAUAUGUGUUCAUUGUUUUGCAAGCUGACGAUGAGGGUGAGGGUGGAACCUUUGCGCUGUUCUCAUUGCUUAGCCGAUACCUUCACAUUGUCCGACGGGACCCUAUGGAUGUGUCUACACUUAAAAUGAGCAGGUAUUCUACAAACGAGCUAGGGAGCUCCCAUAACGCGGUUCGUACGACCGUGGAAGAGAGUAGAUUUAUUAAACUCUUACUCUCAGGACUGAGCAUAUUUGGCGUCACACUCGUUAUGGCCGUUUUUGCUGCGAUAGAUGGCGUUCUGACCCCAGCCCAGUCUGUGCUUGGGGCCAUUCAGGGGAUCAGAGUCGUUCAGCCAGAUCUCAGUACGGGAGCAAUAGUUGGCAUUAGCUGUGCGAUACUAGUUCUCUUAUUUGUUAUCCAGCCUUUUGGAGUCACUAAAUUAACGGUCGCAUUUUCGCCAAUCGUUGUACUCUGGUUGCUAUUCAAUGUUGUCUUCGGAGUUUACAACCUAGUCAAGUUUGACCAUACUGUGCUCAGGGCCUUCUCUCCCUACUUUGCCGGUGCCUGGUUUACAAAAAAUGGGGCUGAAGGGUGGAAAGCGCUUGCCAAUAUUCUACUUUGUUUUACAGGUUGUGAAUGUCUCUUCGCUGAUCUGGGCAGCUUCUCCAAGCGCGCUAUUCAGAUCAGUUGGGUUUGUUUUGCAUAUCCCUGUCUUAUAAUAGCUUAUGCGGGCCAAGCUGCAUAUAUAUCUCGGAAUGAAGGGGCAUACUCGAAUCCGUUCUUUAAUACGGUACCGCCUGGGACCUUUUGGCCGAGUCUGAUCUUAUCGAUACUUGCUGCCAUCGUUGCGUCGCAGGCCACGAUCACAGCUACAUUUCAAUUAUUAACGCAGAUAAUGGCGCUAAACUACUUUCCCAAACUCAAAGUUGUUCACACCAGCACAAAAAUCCAUGGACAAGUUUAUAUACCUUUUGCGAACUGGCUUUUAUUAAUCGGAUGCGUCAUAGUCACUGCGGUCUAUAACAAUACGACAAGCCUAGGGCAGGCGUACGGUGUUUGUGUUAUUCUUGUAACAUUUAUCACAACAUGCCUAGUUAGUAUUGUUGCAAUCGUUGUUUGGCGCAUGAACAUUCUUAUUGUGACCCCGAUCUUUUUCAUCUUUGCCUGCUUUGAUGGCCUUUUCUUAUCUGCAGCGCUUACCAAAGUCCCGACUGGUGCUUGGUUCACUCUCUUGGUAGCAGCUAUUCUGGCAUUGGUGAUGCUUCUCUGGCGAUUUGGAAAGCAUAGGCAGUGGUCUGCUGAGAGAAAUAUGCAAGUCCAUGAUAAGGCGUUCCAUAACGCGGUUGUCACUAAAGGGGAUGGAAUGAGGUUAUCUGGUGGCAAGAGGGCUGUCAGUGGCAUGAAAGGCAUCGGAAUUUUUAUGGACAAGACGGGAUUUCUCUAUCCCACUGUCUACACUCGAUUCCUUAGGUCCUUCGAGGCUCAACAUGCUAUCACAAUAUUUUUGAACAUCGAGAAUGACCAACGGUAUGUUAUUACGAAAAUCGAGGCCCUGCAUAAUACAUACCGCAUUAUUGCUCGAUAUGGGUAUAACGAAGCUGUCCCCGAAACCCUUGCCGAAAUCAUCAAAUUGAAAUUGGGCGACUAUCUCGCCUUAGCCGAACAACCGGCCUCUGAGCCGCCUGAUGGAGUUUCUGCAAAGCUUGAGACAAUUACGGAGAGUACCGAUGCCCCCCCUAUGAGGAUGUUGCCGGGUAAUGAGAUUACAGUUGAAAACACAACCCGCCAACGUCAUGGCCGACUGCAAGUUGAGACGAAUUCCUUAACAUCUGAAAAGACGGCACUUUCUUCCGCGUUUGAAGAGCAAGUUGUUUUCCUUCUUGGAAAGCAAAGACUUAUCGAACGUAGAGACAGGAAUAAAAUUUCCAAAGCCAUUUUAGCCUGUUACACGUGGUUGAGAGAGCAAACAACCAAUAAAGUCAACUUUUUAGGGUUGCCGAUUGAUCAAGUCGUGGAAAUCGGGACUAUCACGGAAAUAUAG
Orbilia oligospora ATCC 24927 is the source of this 2349-nucleotide messenger RNA. RefSeq lists its product as uncharacterized. Gene Ontology annotation, cellular component: membrane. The transcript has 10 exons. Gene Ontology annotation, biological process: potassium ion transmembrane transport. The record is from RefSeq and is a predicted model, not a curated record. The coding region runs from base 1 to 2349 and encodes 782 amino acids. NCBI's taxonomy places the organism in Eukaryota, Fungi, Ascomycota, Orbiliomycetes, Orbiliales, Orbiliaceae. Gene Ontology annotation, molecular function: potassium ion transmembrane transporter activity.